Symbiodinium sp. CCMP2592 is the source of this 1962-nucleotide messenger RNA. Lineage: Eukaryota; Dinophyceae; Suessiales; Symbiodiniaceae. The record is from the annotation of a GenBank genome assembly.
AUGCCGAGCCAACAGCAACGGAUGCAACAAAUGUUCGGCACACACAGCUGGUUGGGAUGGAGGAGCCAGAAAUGCCUACACAGACCAGCGGUCAUCUCAGCACUCUGCGGCGCUCCGGUUGAAGGCCAUCUGGUUCAUUGGUUCCAGGAUGGCCACAGCUGUGGCAGUCGUUGUUCUGGACCAACGAAGUCGCGCUCGCGAAGCGCAUGCGGGGCGCAGUCCCAACAUGCCGAACGCAGCCUCACUCACCGUGAUGGGCAGCAGGGCCGGCAAUAUUCUGGCCGUGAGAUGCUCCAUGAAAGAGGAUGUGAGUUCAGUGGUCCGCUCUCGCCCCAGGCGAGCUCCGUGCAGCGGUCCAAGGUGGAUCCUGCCAAGUUCGUGACGAAGGGUCAAGCUAAGGAACGCAGGACGCAGAACUCCGAAAUGGUUGGGAGCGGUCGCUCCGUGCACAACGGUUUUUCUACGCACGCUGUGGACAAAUAUGUCCAACACGCGCCGCAUGCCGACAAGAGCCAUCUGCAGAAGUUGGGAAGCAGUGGCUGGACCCAUGAUGGAUUCGACCAGAGAUACGGGACGUUUCAGGAUACCCAACACGUGCGCCAACAAGAGAUGCCAAUAACUCGAACGGACGGGCUGAUGCCAGAUUUGCGACAGAUGCCCCGUGCUGUUUGCCCAACACCUUACGCCCUAGGCUCUGUUUGUGGUCGUGGAGAGCGUGAGCUGCCGGGCUGGAGGAGCAUCAAGGACAGCAAGGAAAUCCUCGGAAAUUGCGCAGAGAUCCUCAAUUCAACGUGCAAGUACAUCUUCGACGUGCUUUCAGGUACGGAAGGUUGGAGCGGGUCCCUGAAGAUUCUCUCGGCGGCUGAUGGCUGUGCUGACGACAUGCUGCAAGAAGCGCAGGCCAGAUAUGUGCCAACAAGUGUCAUGCUUGCGCAUGCCUUUGCCUCCUCGGCUGGAGCCUGGUCCGACUACAGGACAAAGAUCCGGGUGUAUGGGGGAGAUGUGCGGAAUCCUGUGACACCGUUUUGGCAGCCGCAAGCAUUGCCGUGGCAGCUACCAGUGUACCUUGAUCACCGCUUCAUAUUCCUCGACAACACACAGGACUUUGGCUCACAACUCUACAGCCACGGCCAAUGUGAGGUUGGCCAGCUCUUCGACGUGGUGCUGCUGCGGCAGGGCUUGUGCUUCUGCGAUGAUCCAUCAAAGACAUCGACAGCGUGGCCGCUGGAAGUAAGCCUGUCCUGCACCUCCUGUGAGAACUGCCGGGCCGCUUUGAGCUCCGAGCAGCUGCAGGCCCAGGAGCCUGCCGUUGUUCGUGUCACUGCCAUUUGCGGUGUGUAUCGUCUGGAGCCUUUCCUUUGCGAGAAUCGGCCUGCCUACCGCUUGGGACGUUGUGUGCUGCGGUGGUGUCCUGAUCGACUGGAGUGGGCCGUCUUGGAUGACGCAGAUGGUGGAGCUUGGGCUUUUGCUCGCGGGGACCUGGGACACCCAACCCUUUCACGGGGGCCCUGGACAGUGUGGGAUGGCCAAAACCACGUGGCGGACGCAAGCUUCGCAUGCAAUUUGGUGCAGCCUUCUGCAUCGCCACCGUGGCAUCUCUUACCCACGCAGCGAAUGGUCUGCGCGGGCGUGACCGGAGAUGUUGAAAGCAUCAUCCGGUUCCUGCAUCGGAUUGCAGCAAUCCUGGAUACUUCUAGACCAGAUUCGUUUGGAUUGCUUCACGGUGCCUGGACAAAUGGCACGCAGGUGGAAGUGGAGCAGUUGCACCGACAGCUCAUGGAGGCCGCGCAGGUUUACAAUGACCGCCGGAGGGCGGCAGGAGGCUUGCCACUUCAUGCGGCUUGCGUUCUUUGGCGCACGGCAGCGACACAGUAUUGGUUGCAGUGCGAUGGCAUUGUCCUCUUCCAGCCUGGCAGUGCAGCGGAUCCAUACAGGGCCUAUGGUGCAGCUCCUAUCCUCUGA